Molecule: messenger RNA, 1150 nt
Organism: Phlebotomus argentipes
Lineage: Eukaryota; Metazoa; Arthropoda; Insecta; Diptera; Psychodidae
Product: zinc finger protein 830
Exons: 3
Coding region: 122-1027 (301 amino acids)
Biological process (GO): mitotic DNA damage checkpoint signaling; mitotic DNA replication checkpoint signaling; nuclear DNA replication
Cellular component (GO): nucleus; spliceosomal complex
Molecular function (GO): zinc ion binding; nucleic acid binding
Source: RefSeq, a predicted model, not a curated record
CCAAACUAAAGAAUGAUUCCGGAAGAAAGUCAAACGUCACUUUUCGUCUCAACUUCACUCGAGUGUGCAGUGUUUUGAUUGUGAAAAGUCUUAUUUCCUCAAUUUUCUCCCCGAAAACCACAUGAAAAUGUCGGCAACAUUCAGAUUGGCCAAGCAGAAGUACUCUCAAAAUGACCUGAGACGCCUGAUGAACGAGCAGAAGCAGAAAUCUCAGAAAGAUCGGCCAAAAAUCGACUCGCCACUAGCAAAGUAUAACGAAUUAGGUCAGCUCACCUGUAUCCUGUGCCAGAGUGUGGUUCGAUCGGAGGAUGUCUGGAAAGUGCAUAUCAACGCCAAGGUUCACAAAGAGAACGUCGAGAAGGCGAAAAAGCUGAAGGAAGAUACCCAGAAUUUCCAGAUGCCUGCUAAGCGCCCUGCUCCACCUUCAGCGUCAGCAGAUCCUCAACCAGCCAAGAAGCUCAAGGGAAUCCUGAAGAAUCCAAAUCCUCCAUCGCAGGGACAACAGGUCGUUUCCGGAGGGGAAAAACAGCCAUCGAAUUCUCUUCCGAGUGACUUCUUUGACUCCUCCAAGGGCAAAUCGAAGAGUCAAACACCAGACAAGGCUCAGGAUGCUGAAGAGAAGAUGGAUGCUGAGCCUGCGGCGAAGGAGGAGACACUUCCGGAAGGCUUCUUCGAUGAUCCUGUGAAGGAUGCAAAGGCGAGGAAUCAGGAAUACAAAGAUCCCGUUGAGGAGGAGUGGGAAAAGUUCCAGAGGGAGAUUCGAGACGCUGCUACAGAGUCCAACGCUAUCAUUGCCGAAGACCAGGAGGAGUCAACAGCGGAGAGGCAAAUUGUGGAGAUUGACGAGCAGAUUCGCAACUGGUCGCGAGUCCUGGAGAUUCAGCGGAAGAAAGAGGCCACGGCAGCGGAAUUGGAGCUUUCAAAGAAUAGAAACAUGGAUGUUGAUGAUAAUAGCAGCAGCGAAGGAGAGGAAGCUGAGGAGUUUGACGAAUUUGUCGACUGGAGAUCCAAGAAAUCCCAUCGAUAGUCAGUUGUUGCCGAUUUUUAUUCACCCGGCGUCUCCAUUGCAUCACCAGGCGUCCCCAUCCGAAAGGUGAGCUCCAAAAUUUACACGAAUUUUGAGCUUUGCGAGUAAAUAUUUUGAACGGAA